AUCCAGAUUUUUGCGUCUCUUAAGGCUUAAGAGAAUCUAUCUUGAGCGAAAAUCCAUCAAGUAUGGUCAAUCUUGGUCCACCAUGAUCCUGAAAGGGAGGACUCAGUCACAAGCUCAAUAACACAAUCUCAAUUAUAAGGGAAAAUAUGAUGAUACUGGCCUCCAAGAUAGACCAAGAGACUGACCAAGAUAAUUACUGAAGAUUGUUUGCUCCUCUCUUUGUCGAUCACCGUCUAGUCCUUUAUUCUUUUGUAUUUUUGUUUCCUAGUUAGGCGUGCUCCACCGAUAUUAUUACUGACUAGGUAGCGAUGUCCUUUAUAACUUAUUAUUAUUUGCUAGGUAAAUGAAUGAAUGAAUGAAUUUGACCAAGAUGCUGACUAUGUAGUCUGCUUGAUGUUCGCAGCAUCUAUUAGACUCUAAUGCUCGUGAGCCCCUCUGCUCGCGUACACCGAAUGAGUUUCCAGCGGCAAUCUUGGAAUUCGAAACUGGGAGUUCUUUUGUCUCUGAUUCCGCUACUCAGCGGUGGCGAAUGCAGCAUGAUGUUGAGAGCACAGGAGACUUUUUAAGGCUCAGUAGUUGCAACGUAUAUAAUUGAUUCAUCUUAUAAGCUUAAGGUCGUAGUCAAGAAGCAUCAGCAUCUUCUUUGAGUUUGACUUUGUUGUUGUUCCUCUUUUGUUCAUUAAGGAGAGGAAAAUAACACGGCAAGAAUAAAGUAUGAAGAUGCCGAUACAUGCUCUUCAAGAUGUCUUCCAGAUGAAUAUAAAAAACUCAAUGUCUUCUUCUAAGAAGAGAUGAUACUCAACAAUCGCCGGCGCGUCCUCCGACUCCAGAAGAUGUGAAUCCUUACCGCUUCGUUGUCCGUCAUUGCUAUUGCCGAAACCCGAAAAAAAUCAAGGAAGGGAAGGCUUACAAGCGUGUGAGCCACUAUGCUUCGUUCGAAGGAGAUAAUAUCGUGAAAGACUUCGAUUACACCAUGGUUCGCUUUUUGAUCAAUGAUCAAAAUAAAAUGGACUACCAAUAUUGCAGACAUUGAUCAUGCUAAUAUUUAACAGAAUAAAAACUACUAAGUACUUCUUAUAAGAAUAAUUAACUAUUAAGUGUACUUCACGGACUACAUUCAGACUUUGUCUCUACGGGUGUAGUUAGGAACGACACUAACAGGGGCAUACACAUGACAUGACGGAGGCUGUUUCGACCUGGGUCCAAUUAAAUAUUGCAGACAUUAAUGUUGGUAUAACUUCGAGCCGGGUGUUGUUUAGAGCUAGACACCUCCUUCGUAGCGGUAGCGUAGCCUUCUAGUAAAAACAAUUUCGGUCUGCUUAUUCUGGUAGGUAGGAGACGAGCAGUGAAGUGAUAGUAAUAGUAAUACAUGGAGGUGUAUGAUAAUAAUGAUUAGAAUGCUUCUUUUUCUCAUGAUGUAUGUACUUAGUUAUUAACAUAAUUUUCUUCGUCUUAGCAUAUAGACAUAGUACUUGUAGUUAUUAACAUACAGAAUUUUCUUUGUUUUAGCAUAUCAUACACAUAGUACUUAGACUUACUCUUACUUCAACAUAGGACUUCUAUAUUCAUCAAGAAGAAAUAAGACUAUGUUAGUCCUGGACGUUGAGCAAGUACUAUUGCGAAAAAUGUACUUCGGUCGUGACAUUGAGCACUCGUCUAAGUAAUAACGCGUUGAAUCACCUUAGUGGUUUAGGCGUUGACCUGUAAACUUAUCAGAAGCAACUAAGUGUAGUCUAUGUCCAUCAUUUUUACUUGCUCAGAAGUGGACGAAUAGACAAUU
Amoebophrya sp. A25 is the source of this 1780-nucleotide messenger RNA. The record is from the annotation of a GenBank genome assembly. Lineage: Eukaryota; Dinophyceae; Syndiniales; Amoebophryaceae.